AUCUUAGCUAAAUUAAUUCAUUACUACAAUAUUCAUACCACCACCAUGAAAAUCUCAUAUGCAUGGCCGCACCUUUUCCUCCUGCUCGCCGCCACGGCGACGGCCAAAGUCCCGGCGAUGGCCAAAGUUCCGGCCAUCGUCGUCUUCGGCGACUCGUCGGUCGACGCCGGGAACAACAACCAGAUUCCGACGAUCGCCCGGAGCAAUUUCCUGCCCUACGGCCGUGACUUUUCCGGUGGAAAGGCCACCGGAAGGUUUUCAAACGGCCGAAUCGCCACCGACUUCAUAUCGGAGGCGUUCGGGCUCCGGCCGACGGUGCCGGCUUACUUAGAUCCGGCGUAUAACAUUUCGGAUUUUGCAGUGGGAGUCACAUUUGCUUCUGCAGGGACUGGAUAUGAUAAUGCAACUUCUGAUGUGCUAGGAGUUAUUCCUAUGUGGAGGGAAUUGGAAUACUACAAAGAAUACCAAAAGAGGCUAAGAGCCUAUCUUGGUGAUGGGAAGACCAUUUAUACCAUCUCCAAUUCACUAUACAUAAUAAGUAUAGGAACAAAUGAUUUUUUGGAAAAUUAUUACGCGUUUAAUUCGCAAAGACGAACACAGUACACGGUGGACGGGUAUCAACAAUACCUCGUCGGACUCGCCAGAAACUUCAUCGUUAACCUGCACGGCCUCGGGGCCCGCAAAAUCAGCCUCGGGGGUCUUCCCCCGAUGGGCUGCAUGCCCUUGGAGAGGGCCCAAAACCUACAAAAUGGGAAUGAAUGCAUGGAGACUUAUAACAUAGUGGCCAUGAGCUUCAAUCAGAAAUUGUAUGAUUUAACAAGAGAGCUAAAUAAGGAAAUACCUGGGCUCAAAUUGGUCUUCUCCAACCCCUACUUUGUUCUACUACAACUAAUCCAAAAGCCAUCCUCUUAUGGGUUUGAAGAGUCUCAGAGGGCGUGUUGUGCCACGGGGAUGUUUGAGAUGGGCUACGCCUGCCAGCGUAGCCCCCUCACGUGCACGGAUGCGAAUAAAUACGUAUUUUGGGAUGCGUUCCACCCGUCGGAGCACACAAAUAAAAUGGUCGCGGAUCAUGUUAUGAAGACUGCAUUGUACAAGUUCAUCUGAUCCUUCUAUAUAUAUAUAUGAAUAUGAAUAUGAAUGUGUGUUAUCAUGCUCUGAGUGAAGACAAGUACAAAUUUUGUUAGGUUGGUUUGUUUGUUUUUUUUUUGUUUUUUGGACUUAAUUUGCUAGUUUGUUACUUCUGUAUUUUACUUAAAAAGAUUUGGCUGAGAUAUGAUACCGUCGCAUCGAAACCGAA
This is a messenger RNA of Salvia miltiorrhiza (redroot sage), 1297 nucleotides long. Its product is annotated as GDSL esterase/lipase At2g04570-like. The record is from RefSeq and is a predicted model, not a curated record. NCBI's taxonomy places the organism in Eukaryota, Viridiplantae, Streptophyta, Magnoliopsida, Lamiales, Lamiaceae. The transcript has 3 exons. Gene Ontology annotation, molecular function: hydrolase activity, acting on ester bonds. Bases 46 to 1104 code for a protein of 352 amino acids.